UCGUGAGCGCCGUCAUCUGACUCGCUCGCCAGGCCUCUUCCAUUUUCGUUCCUUUUUUAAUAGAGUGUCACUGCCUCGUCACACCACCUUGUUCUCCUGUCAGUACCCGUUGUUUGAGUUCCGCUUGACCUGGGCAUUGCCCUUCUCAGUUGCGCUUUCUCGCCUCCUCCUCCGGAUAUAAGUGUCAUUGUUCGGAGCGAUUCUCUCCCUCUCUCCCCCUCUCUUUCAUUUUCGUUUUCCUUGAUCUUCGUCCACACCCAUUGUUAUCACCACCUCUCUUUAUCUCCCCCCCUCUCCCCCUCUCUCUCUCACACCCAUCGCCCCAUGACCUCGACCAGCACACGGGGAUGAAUGAAGUCACCCUCGAGGUCGCUGCAGGCUUGAACUCGACGCUGACGCAGGUGUCCUCGGCCCUCGGGUGGGUGCUGGCGUGCGUGGCCAAGGCGCUGCUGGGCGAGGAAGGCCAGGUGUCCCCCAGGUCGCUGCAGCAGGUCAGAGAGACUGCAGUUACUGGCUGGACUGAUUUGAUAUGGUGGCUUGGCUUUACUCCCCUUCAAAGCCAUGUUUUUAAAGCAUUUGCCAUCAUCCUGGUUGUCAAUUUUGUUCUGAUUACGGUCUUCUGGUAUGUGUAUGCCCAGCGGAUCUCUCACACGCUCUCUUACAGCAGGAAUAGGAUCCUGAGCAUGGAACUAGUGUCCUUCCUGAAGCCGGUGCUCUUCCAGCUAUGGCCCACAUAUAACAGCCUACGCAUAGUUGAGGACAUCCUGAAAAGGAACACAAACUUCAAAAUCAACAAAGAUAAUCCUGCCCGCCCUUAA
Penaeus indicus is the source of this 818-nucleotide messenger RNA. RefSeq lists its product as uncharacterized. The transcript has 4 exons. Bases 348 to 818 code for a protein of 156 amino acids. The record is from RefSeq and is a predicted model, not a curated record. Lineage: Eukaryota; Metazoa; Arthropoda; Malacostraca; Decapoda; Penaeidae.